Molecule: messenger RNA, 1699 nt
Organism: Pseudogymnoascus verrucosus
Lineage: Eukaryota; Fungi; Ascomycota; Leotiomycetes; Thelebolales; Thelebolaceae
Exons: 5
Coding region: 108-1325 (405 amino acids)
Molecular function (GO): O-methyltransferase activity
Source: RefSeq, a predicted model, not a curated record
CAUUUGACCAGCCACUUCCGUGGGAUUUCUUUUGACUUUCUUGUGUAACAUAUCACUUGCCAACCAUUCCAGUAUAUCCAAGAGUAUUUCUAGGGCCAAUCAGCAACAUGGUCAUUAAGUCAAAGUUAGUUAGGGAUGCUGAAUCUUUGCUUGAGGCAGCAAAGGUCUACGAUGUUGAGGGAGCAGACAAACGUUCCAGGUUGGAUCUAAUAGCUAGGCUCGAUGCUCUGCGCGAGGGCUUGGAGGAUCCUGUUGAGAAGAUGUUCAGCCAGAUCACCAAUUACUCGCAAACAGCAGCUGUGAAUACAUUGCUACAGCUCAAGGUCUUCCACAGCAUUCCCCGGGAGGGCAGCAUAACUGCCAAAGAGCUCGCUGUAAUUGUGAAUGUUGAUCUCGAGGUUCUCACCCGUCUCAUGCGGAUCCUAACCGCAACCAACAUCUUCCGCUCCGUGGCUGAAGACACUUAUGCGCAUACCAAGUUCUCACUUGUCUACAUUGAUGAUGUGGCAACCGACUUCUUCACCCUCUGUGUGGACGAAGUAGCUCCUGCCGCCCAUCGUCUCCCUGAAUACAUGUCCACGCACGAUUCUGCAGGUAUUCUGAAUCCUCGCACCUCCCCCUUUGCGUGGCAUAAUGACCGGGAAGGUAAGAACUUCUACGAGUGUUUGCUGGAGUGGCCUGAGCGACUACAGCGGUUUAACAUUGCUAUGACAACGCAGGAAGCUGCGUUGCCAGUUCUUGGCAUGUUCCCGUUUGCCACACUGCCUGCCUCUAUUGACACUAGUGACCCUGAACGUGCUUUCAUUGUCGAUGUGGCUGGUGGCCGUGGUCAAAGCUUACUGCAGAUCACCCGGGAAAUCGAGGAGAGUGGGGUGACGGGGAUAGGUAGAGCGAUUCUAGAGGAUCGGGAGAGGGUGUUGGAUGCAAUUCCCGCCGAUGCCCUACCUGGAGUGGAAAAAGUACCCAUUGACUUCUUCACACCACAACCAAUCAAGAACGCACAUGUCUAUUACCUCCGCCGCAUUAUGCACAACUGGCAAGACCGCGAAGCUAUCGUAAUUCUGUCGCACAUUGCCGAAGCCAUGGCACCAGAUUCUCGUCUUCUGAUUGGCGAGAUGGUAGUACCUGAGGUGCCGAAAACAGGCUACGAAGGUUUGGAUAUGACGGUGUACUGGAUGGAUAUGUGCAUGUUAGUUAUCGGAGGGAAAGAGAGAAGUGAAAAAGAAUUUAAGGCGAUCUUAGAUUCGGCGGGCCUACGGCUGGUUAAGAUCUGGUGGAGCCAGUUGGGCAGUCAGACAGUCCUGGAGUGUCAGUUGAAGGAGUAGGUAGAUAUGAGUUUAAGACGAGGUCAACGGUGGUACAUUGUCUAUGAUAUAGACCUACUUGUUUAGAGCUCCAAAUUUUCAGUAUCAGCAUUACGCACCUACAUACACACACAGAUGCACAUAGCUUUGUCUAGUGACACUGUUGCAGUGUAUUAAAAGGAAGAAGGAAUGUCGAAUCGGCUUGAACCUCAGAUUCGUUUGUCAAGGCGCUAUUAGAGAUGGAUGUUCUAGAAGCAGAGCUGAAGGUCAGAAUUAGAGCGCAAUAUUUGAACUUUGAGCUGAACCGCGGAGAUUGUGAGACGAAUACUCGAUGUCUAGAUUUAGGACCUAAAUAGCACGCCUAAAGCUAAAAAAAUAUCACUAGAACAUGUGCG